CCAAAAAAAAUGUGAAAAACUGUUGUGGCAAAUUUUCUAUAAAAAAUGCCAUGUAGCAAAAAAAAGAGGGCCUGGGAUUCUAACCGAGGUUUAUCAUGUGCAAAACUUGCGGUGCGUGCAAUUGAUUUUUUAAAAGUAAAGCGCGGACAAAUUCAAGAUUUUUUAAAAGUAAAGCGCGGACAAAUUCAGAAUCUGACGUAGCAACAACCCUGCUCUGAGAGCCGUGCGACAGAUCAAACGGUAGGAAGGGGGUCGCCCGCAUCAUCCUCCUCGCUGACGGUCGCUAUGAUUUUCGCAACGCAGAGUAUUCAUGCGCUACAAAUGAAAGGUAGUGUGGAUGUCCACCUUAUCAGUACGAAUGUUUUCAGCAGUAAACGUAAAGAUCCCCCCAAUCAUUUGGCGCCAAAGACAGGAUGGAAAAGAACGACGACUGGCCAGGUGGCCUGUGGAAGUCACACCACACAAACCCGGGAACUCGCUCUCUGCUAGCGUGUGCCGUCCGGCAUUUCCAAUCCAGCAGCAUCUCAGCCAGGGACAUGGCGAGACCGGCGUACGCGCACCUCCUGCGCGCCACCACCACGCUCCUCCUCCUGCUGGCGGCCACCGCGCCGGCACCCUCGCAGGACGAUGCCCUUCUGGCAUGGAAGGCCAGCCUCGGCCACCCAGACGUGCUGUCCAGCUGGGCUCAGGCCAGGCCGGUCUGCUCCUCCUGGAUCGGUGUGGCCUGCGACGCCGCCGGCCGCGUCACGGCGCUCACCCUCAGGUCGCUCGGACUCACCGGCACGCUCGAUGCCCUCGACGCCGCGGCGCUUCCAGCCCUGACCGUGCUCGACCUCAGUAACAACAUGCUCACAGGCUUUAUCCCUGCAGAGCUGGGCGAGCUGGUGAGCCUGGAACAACUGGAUUUAUCCAUGAACAUUCUCACAGGGCCGAUCCCCAACUCGUUCGGCAACCUCACGCUUCCAGCCCUGACCGUGCUCGACCUCAGUUACAACAACCUCAUAGGCUCUAUCCCUGCAGAACUGGGCGAGUUGCGCUCCCUCAACUUGCUCGACCUCAGUUACAACAGGCUCACAGGCUCCAUCCCAGCAAGCCUAUCACGGCUACACUCGCUCAACUUGCUCAACCUCUGCAGCAACAUCUUACAAGGCUCCAUCCCCCCACAGCUCGGUAGCCUCUCUGGCCUCAUCGACCUCCGCCUCUACUACAAUAACCUCACCGGCCACAUCCCGCACCAGCUCAGCAAGGCAACCAGGCUGAAAAUCAUGCAUCUCUUCAGCAACAACCUUAUCGGCUCUAUCCCUGCAGAGCUGGGUGAGCUGGUGAGCCUGGAACAACUGGAUUUGCCAGUGAACUCUCUCACAGGACCGAUCCCCAGCUGGUUCGGCAACCUCAAGCAACUCACAAGGCUGUCGCUCUCCUUCAACCGGUUCACCGGCAUGAUCCCGCCAGAGAUUGGCAGCAUGACGGCGUUGCAAGUCUUGGACCUCAACACCAACAGUUUGGAAGGCAAACUGCCCCCCACCAUCACAUCACUCAGGACUCUACAACACCUACACCUGUCAGAUAACAACUUCACCGGCACCAUACCACCGGACCUUGGGAAGGGGAUAAACUUAACCAAUGUAGCCUUCGGGAACAACAACUUCUCUGGUGAGCUGCCGCUGAGACUGUGUGAUGGCUUUGCGCUGCAGAUCUUCACAGCGCACAACAACAACUUCAGUGGCAGGCUGCCAUCGUGCCUCAAGAAUUGCAUGGGGUUGUUCCGGGUGCGGCUAGAAGGCAAUCAAUUCACCAGUGACAUCUCCAAGGUGUUUGGUAUCCAUCCCAACUUGGACUACUUGGAUGUCUCGAGGAACCAGUUGACAGGGAAGUUGUUGUCUGACUGGUCACACUGCACCAAUCUUACACGCUUGCACAUGAAUGAUAAUCGAAUAUCUGGCAAUAUUCAUGCAACAUUCUGCGGAUUGGCCUCUCUCCACGACCUGGAUCUAUCAAAUAACCAAUUCAACGGACAGCUCCCAAGUUGCUGGUGGGAAUUCAAACUUAUGACUGCUAUGGAUUUGUCCAACAAUAGCUUUUCGGGUGAACUUCCCAUAUCAACGAGCUUGGGCCUUAAACUCCAGUCACUUCGUCUUGCUAACAAUAACUUUCUUGGAGUUUUUCCAUCCGUAAUUGAAACCUGCAGAGAUCUCGUCAUCCUAGAUCUUGGGAACAACAAGUUCUUCGGUGAUAUCCCCUCUUGGGUUGGAACAAGUGUUCCCCUUCUAACAGUUCUGAGCCUCCCAUCCAACUAUUUCAGUGGUGUUGUUCCACCCGAGUUAUCCCAACUUACUAAUCUGCAAGUCCUGGACAUGUCCAGCAACUCCUUCUCAGGUGAGAUCCUCACGGCCAUGGCAGACCAUAACUGCUCUCUCGACUCGUUCCAUCUUGCCGGCAAUGGCUUCACGGGCGCCUUCCCGCCGUUGCUGCAAGACUGCAAGUUGCUGGCCACCGUGGACAUUGGGAACAACCAGUUCUUUGGUGGUAUCCCUGCAUGGAUCGGGAGUCAGCUUCCAUCACUGAAAAUCCUUAGGCUUGGAUCAAACAAUUUCACUGGACAAAUCCCCCUAGAGUUAUCAAGGCUUUCGCAACUUCAGCUGCUCAAUAUGGCCAACAAUAGCUUGACAGGAUCAAUUCCUGUAGCCUUCAGCAACUUGACCUCCAUGAGGCAUAAUCUUCCCCCAUUGGACGGACCGAGGGAUUCCGCUCCUUUGCAGAUUAUGCCCAAUGGACGACCAAAGGUGGAUCAGUUCCCAGAGAGAGUCAACAUAUCCUGGAAGGGCCGUGAACAAACUUUUCAGAAAAGCAUCGGGUUAAUUACAGGUAUCGACCUAUCAUGCAAUCGACUAACGGAGAACAUCCCGGAGGAGCUAACAUACCUCGAAGCUCUCCGGUUUCUGAACUUAUCAAGAAAUGAUCUAUCAGGUAGUAUUCCAGCGAGAAUCGGCAGACUGGAGCUCCUGGAGUUCCUUGACCUCUCAUGCAAUGAACUUUCAGGUGGCAUUCCUCCCAGCAUCUCAAAUCUGCCAGCCCUCGGUGUGUUAAAUCUCUCAAACAAUCACCUACAGGGCCGCAUACCCACCGGGAAUCAGUUGCAGACACUUGCAGAUCCAUCAAUAUAUGGCAACAAUCUGGGGCUCUGCGGCUUCCCCUUGAGCCCGUGUGAGCCUACAUUGGGCAAGGGAACUGAAGAUCACACAGAACUCAUAGACCUGGGGCUGUGUUACUCUGUAAUUCUUGGCGUUGUUUCUGGCUUCUGGCUUUGGUUUGGAGCUCUGUUCUUCCUGGAGCAGUGGAGAUUUUGUUUUCUCCGUUCUGUUGAUGGCUUAGGGAUCAAGAUAGGUGUCACCAGCUAAGGCUUUAUAUCAUCACAUGUAAAUCAGCAGCAAUGACAUUAGAGUCAAUUAUGUACUGUAUGCUCCUUUUAUUUUUUUACAGUUGUAACACUAAACUAAACUAUGUUAGCAGUAAAAUAACUGCUGAACUAUAGAAAUAAGAUAUAACUGGGUAAUACAGAUGCAGCUUUGUUACCUACCA
Molecule: messenger RNA, 3579 nt
Organism: Triticum urartu
Lineage: Eukaryota; Viridiplantae; Streptophyta; Magnoliopsida; Poales; Poaceae
Molecular function (GO): protein binding
Source: RefSeq, a predicted model, not a curated record